AUGAUCAAGUACCUCCAAUCGCGGCCUUGGGUCUGCGCAAGCUGCCUUCGCCAGGCAGGUAAAGCACGGCCGCAGCAGCGAUGGCUCUCUGUAGCCUCCGGCGCCGCCCAGGCUGGCCCGGCUCCGGCCCCCGUCGACAGCGCGACUUCCGAAAAGCACGAUGACAGCUUGCUGCGGCGCAUCUUCGACAGCCCGAACGACUGGCAGGCCUUCUCCCGGCCGUCGUCGACUGCGUCGCAGCGCGCGGGCCUGUUCCGAAACGCAUACUUGACCAAGCCCGAGGGCUUCCGCAUAUUCGCGCAGGCGAACCUGAUGAAGGCGCAAAAGAUUGUGGAGAAGGUGCUCAACGCCUCGUCGGUGGAGGAGUAUAGGGCGAUCGUGAGAGAUCUCGACCGUCUGAGCGACCUCCUGUGUCGCGUAAUCGACCUCUCCGACUUUGUGCGGGUGACGCACCCGGAUAUGCGCACACAGCAGGCUGCCGCAGAAGCAUGGGCGAUCGUGUACCAAUAUAUGAAUCAACUCAACACCACGACGGGGCUGAACGAGCAGCUUGGGAAGGCCCUUGCCAAUCUGGAUGUGGUCAGCUCCUGGACUGAGGAGGAGAAGACGGUGGCCGAGAUUCUCAAACUCGAUUUCUCAAAAUCAGCUGUGAACCUGCCGCAGGAGUCGCGGGACAAGUUUGUGGAACUGUCGCAGCAGAUCAGCGAAGUCGGAUCUGCAUUUGUCGACGAAAUGGCACCGGCGCAAUACUAUCUGGAGCUACCGGGAAACACCAACCUGGGCGCCGAUGUCCCUAAAAGGAUGAGCUUGACCAAGGGGUCGGUCAUAAAGCUACCAACUAUGAGUUCCCAGGCGCAAAAAGCGCUGCGGAGUGUGCCCGAUGAGAACGUGCGAAAGUUGAUAUACUACGGCACGCGAACGGCGUCACACCGUUCAGUGAAGAUGCUUGAAAUUCUCAUGAAGCUCAGGGCAGAGCUGGCUCAGCUCGCGGGCUUCGAGAGUUACGGCCAUAUGGCACUGCGCGACCGCAUGAUGGCCAAGUCUCCGGAAUCCGUCAAGCAAUUCCUGCAGGCGCUUGCCAAGAACAAUGGCGCAAUCGUCCAGCAGGAGAUGGCGGAUCUGCUCAAGGAGAAGCGAAGACGGAAUACGUCCAACCCAGAGGCUGCAGGUUCUCUUCAGGCUUGGGACAAGGACUAUUACAUGGCCCUGGUACGGGGCUCUAUGGACCAGCGCUUCAGGCACGAAAGGAUGUUAUCCUCGUUCUUCUCGCUGGGAUCAGUGAUGCAAGGACUCUCACGACUGUUCAAUCGCCUCUAUGGUCUUCGCCUUGUACCUAGGGAGACGCUACCCGGCGAGACGUGGCACCCGGAUGUCAGGCGGCUCGAUGUCGUGUCGGACACGGACGGCCACGUCGCUGUGCUGUACUGCGAUCUUUUCUACCGGGAGGACAAGUCACCCAACCCAGCUCACUUUACUAUCCGCUGCUCUCGUGAGAUCAGCGGCUAUGAGAUCGAAGAGGCAGCCCAGGAGGGUGAGAUCAACCCGAAUCUGCCAUCGUUCGAAUCGCCCGCCGAAGCUGCCAACGACGGAAUGGCGCUCUCCAGCCAGGGAGGAACCGUCAAGCAGCUGCCCACCAUCGCCCUGGUAUGCGACUUUGUCCAAGGCAGCGGAGACAUUCGCGCCCUGCUGUCCUUCCACCAGCUCGAGACCCUCUUCCACGAGAUGGGCCACGCGGUCCACUCGGUCCUGGCCCGCACCUCGCUGCAGAACGUCGCCGGGACGAGGUGCGCCACCGACCUCGCAGAGCUCCCGUCCACGCUGAUGGAGCACUUCGCCGCGGACCCGUCGGUGCUGGCGCUCUUCGCGCGGCACCACGAGACGGGCGAGCCGCUCGACUACGAGAUGGUCGCCGAGCGCCUGCGCAUGGCCAAGCGCUUCGAGGGCUGCGACGACGAGAACCAGAUCAUCCUGGCCAUGCUCGACCAGGAGUACCACUCGGCCCGCGCGGCGCGGCAGUCGUUCGACACGACGGCCAUCUACCACGAGCUGCAGCGCACGCACGGCAACCUGCCGCCCGACCCGCCCGGCACGGCCUGGCAGGGGUUCUUCGGCCACCUGUUCGGCUACGGCAGCACCUACUACAGCUACCUGUUCGACCGGGUGCUGGCCGAGCGCGUCUGGAAGGAGGUGUUCCGGUCCGGGCGGGACCGGGCCGCCGUGUCGCGCGAGAACGGCGAGCACUUCAAGGACAGCCUGCUCAAGUGGGGCGGCAGCCGGGAGCCGUGGAGGUGCGUGUCGGACGCGCUGCGCGACGAGAGGAUCGCCCACGGCGACGAGAGGGCCAUGGCGCUGGUGGGCAGCUGGGGCACGAGCAGCGGCGUCAAGGAGUGA
Messenger RNA from Thyridium curvatum, 2391 nucleotides. RefSeq lists its product as uncharacterized. Gene Ontology annotation, molecular function: metalloendopeptidase activity. Gene Ontology annotation, cellular component: mitochondrion. The coding region runs from base 1 to 2391 and encodes 796 amino acids. The record is from RefSeq and is a predicted model, not a curated record. The transcript has a single exon. Gene Ontology annotation, biological process: peptide metabolic process. Lineage: Eukaryota; Fungi; Ascomycota; Sordariomycetes; Thyridiales; Thyridiaceae.